UGUGUGUGUGUGUGUGUGUGUUGCCCGUGUGUGUAGGCAGAUAUGCUCGCACCACUACGGAGCAUACUGCGCUACCUGUGCUUCCUCUACAUCCGACUCUUCCUCACCACCUACGUGGAGGAGACGGUGGAGCUGACCGACGCACGACGAUGGCAGGCACCGCCUGGAUCAUCCCCUCCACCCGAUGGCCCUCAGCCGGACACAGACACAGAGCCAGACACAACAGAACCAUACAAGGAUCAAGAUGCAGAUACUCUGCUGUCACCGCCAUCAACAGCGCCGCAACCCUCCACCCGCCUCUCCCUCCCGACUUGGCCAUCGUCCGUCUCACCCGACGACCAUGCCGCCGACGACGACGACGCCAUCAUCCACCCUUCAGCCUCCCGGCUCACGCCGUCAUCGCUCUCAGGAUACUUGCUCAACGCACUGCCGGCCUCCAUACACACCCCGAAUCGGACUCCAACCCGGACGCCGUCCAUCGUCCGCAGACUUCCGGCCGCCCCGCUCGCCGCGCCCGUCGUCACCCCGACAAGUUCGGGCUGCCUCUAUCUCGUUUGGUCCGCCUCACCCGAGGCUGACGAGGCCAACGAGCCGGACGAGCUGCAUGCUGUCGAUCCGCUCGUUGUCCUCACCCACCUCCCGCGUGUUGUCCACACCUCGGUCUUCCUUGCCCCAACUUUUGCCGCCACCGCCACCCCGUUCAUCCGCUGGGUCCUCGCCGGCGCAUCGGUCGUCACAGCCGAUCCGACGACAUCGCCGCUUCGCCACAUCGCCUCGGCCAUUGUCGCCCGCCUCGCCGCCGGCGACGACGUCGUCCUCGGCUCGCUCGGCCUCGAGCAAGCCACACACCGCGAGCUUCUCACCCACGUCCUAACCCUCACUGCCAACGAGUCCCUCACGCCUGCCAUCGUCCCGGUCACCUGCCUCCAUGUCCGCACCUCGGCCACUCGCCGCCGCAUAUUCUUGGUCUUUGCCGAGCUCAUUGCGCCCGAGCCCGAACUUGCUGCGUCUGACCUCGCCGCUGCGCUCUGCGCCAUGUACAUCCCGUCCACUUCCGGUGCCUCCUCGUCGGUCCUCGGCCUCACCCGCGAUCACCUCUCGCUCUGCCAAGCCACGCUCAAGCUCUUGCCCGACCUCGCCCGCGGCGCCGGGUCCGGCGGCACCGCGCCCUGGUGCUACACCCUCCGUCGCUUCACGCACGGCCAGCGCGCCGCCAUCAUUCGCAAGGUCGGCGCCCUCCUCGUCUCUCGCUCUUCGACACCCCACGUCACUGCCUUUGAGUCGUCCACCCUCACCUACCUUGCCGAGCUCGACGGCAUGGGUGUCCGCGACGCCGAGGUCUCGCGCCAGCUCACCGGCCCGGCUCUUGUCGUCCGCCUCGUCAAGGCCCUGGCCGUCUCGCUCGUCCUCGCUCCGCUCUCCAUCGCCGGCGUCGCCUCGCUCCUCCCGGUCUCCGCCGCCGUCUCGCUCGCCGCUCGCCUCACCUCGCACGACGCCGCCGCACCUCGCCUCCGCCACUCCAUUCACGUCUUUUCGCUCUGGCACCUCCUCUACUCGCUCGCCACAUGGUACCUUCUCGGCUGGUCUGCCCUCGCCGCCUCGCUCCUCGUCCUCCCGUUUGUCGGCUACCUCUUCACCCUCUCCACCCACGCCGUUCUCCAGCUCGCCGCCGCUGUCUCGUCCGUCGGUCUCAUGCUCCGAUCCGGCUCGGCUUCCGCCGGCAUUGUCAAGCUCCGCACCCUCCGCGCGGCCGCUCUCGCCGCGCUCACAGACAUGCUUGUUGCCGCUCCGUCGAGGCUCCCGGCCCUCGUCCGUGCUCCCGCCGCCGCCUCGGGCUACCGCAUCAACCCCAUGCACAUGCUCGCCCACACCGUCCCGCCGCUCGCCCCACUCCCGCCGCUCGCCAACCGCUUCUACUCGCACGGAUCCUUCAUGGGCGCCGCACCCGCCCUCCUCGCCUCGCCGCCCUGGGCCGCCGUUCUCGAGGCCCUCAUGCCCGAUGUUUUUGCCGACGUCGUUGCCGCUGUCUCAUCCCGCGGCGCCACUCGCUCUGCCUCUGUUUCUGGAGUCGUUAUGGCUAUGCUCGAGAACAACCCGGUCCUCGCCGCCUUUGGCGCUUCCGCCGACCCAGAGUGGGUCGCCCCGGUCUUUGAGUGGGACGUCUUCAUCGACCCGGCCCUCUUUGCGCCCGACUCGCCGCCGCUCCCGCCGCAACGCAUCCUCCACUCGCUUGUCAUCGCCCACGGCGCCGCCUCACACCUUGUUGCCGAGCACUUUGGCUUCACCUCGUACGCCUCGGUCGCCUCCACACGCAAGACCGCCGCCGGAGGCGUUGCCGCAGCUGACUGGCUUGAUCUCAUGCGCCGCGCCCUUGACCUCGCUCCGCUCGCUGCUGCUGCUGCCACCGCCCCGGGCGAUCUCGCCGCCGCAGACCUCGCCGCCGCCCUCGCCACCGUUGCCGCAGAGCCUCGCGUCCCUGGCGACGCCACUUUUCUCAAAGUCACCCCUCCGCGGCUCGUCGUCCCUGCCAUUCGCGCCGCCCUUGGCGACGCCCCGCUUGCCCUUGUCCUCGACGUCAAGUCCUUCACUGCCCCGCCAGAUGUCCUCCAGCUGGUCGUCGACGCCUGCAUCGACGUCGGCAUUGACAUUGCCGGCGUCGGCUCAUUCCGCGCUCCGCAGAUCUCUUCCCUCACCUCGACCACGCCGCUCUACUUUUUCCACUUUGCCGGUGAUCUGCAGGCCGCCGCCGCUUCGCUCCCUCGCUCCGCCUCGGUCCUCUUCAACGUCGGCUCGCUCAUCGAAUACUCGCGCCUCCCAUCCUCCUCCUCGUCCAAGCUGGCCUCGUACUCGCUCAACGACAAGGCGCUCGACCAGCUUGCAGACCUCAAGCAGGCCUACGCCCUCCACAUUGGCCUCUACACUCAAGAAUCCGAUCUCGACUUUGCCGCCGCCCGCAUCAUCUUUGAGCUGGCAGACGCCCGUCCGGACCUCUUCGACCUCGGCCUUGCAUGGGGCGGCCUCGCCGCCGCCGCCGCUGCUGACAUCCUUCCCUCCUUUGUCAAGGGCACCAUUGGAACCAUGACCCAGGGCGUUGUCGGCAAGGGCUGGUCCACAAACACCCCAGACGCCCAGAUCGUCGCUCUCCAAGCCCAGCACGCCGCCCUCGCCGAUCGCGUGUCCAAGCUCGAAGCCGACCUCGCUGCCGUCCUCGCCACCACCCGCUCCUGCCCCACAUGCUGCCCCACGGCUGCGUCCUGACCACUGCGCCCUGCUUUACCGUUCCAGCGACAGCGCCGUGUGAGGAAAGAACGAAGGGUCUCGCCGCUCGAGCUUGGCCAGAACGUACCCUUCACGUCCGGUCAGUUCCAGAAAGUCCUUGCCGCGCAAGUGCUCAAACAGCGCCACGUACGCCCACAUCGAGUGCUCGCGCUUGACAUGGUACACAAAUCCGGGCCCAUCGCGCGUCAGGUCGUCGCGCGAGAGUCCGCACACAAAGCACUUGUUCUGGAUGUCGUGCUCCACUGCAUGCUUCCGCGUCCGCAGCGCUGCAAACGUGUCCACAAUGAUGGCGAGGAGGAGGUUGAGGAAGAGGACCACAAACACAAAGUAGUACGAGAGAUCAUACGCCACUCGCCCAUACGAGUGCAUGCGGUCCGGCGUGUACGGAUGCAGCACCAUCUGGUCGCCGAU
Molecule: messenger RNA, 3690 nt
Organism: Thecamonas trahens ATCC 50062
Lineage: Eukaryota; Apusomonadida; Apusomonadidae
Exons: 1
Coding region: 43-3258 (1071 amino acids)
Source: RefSeq, a predicted model, not a curated record